CUUAGCUCUCUUUCAUCUCUGUCCCCCUCAUCUGAUGUCAGGCUUAUUAAUGACACAAGUGAUGCUGUAUUUACAUUAACGACUGCAUGACAAUCUUGCCAUUCCUCCUACCCCCUCCCUUGUCUCAUCAUGACAUUAUACACACAUGCACACGUACACACACACACAAUACCAGACAAAUCCAUUCUCUAAUUUAGCCGCAUAUCGUAAACACACUCAGCUACAGCGUAUCAAAUGUACAAGCAAGGAAGCAAGACACCAAGACAGCAACAUUUACCAGAUUCUUCACCAGGUUUCACCAGAAUCUACAUCCCGGCUUCUGUAUAAGAACGAGAAUGUUGCUGAGGGUAAAGGCAGUCUAGAAAACUGCAUACACCGUCUGCCCCGUGUGACACAUCUCAUCCAAUCAGCACACUGGGUUGGAGCAUGUGACCUGGAUCUCUGCGAUUCGUUUGGCUUCACUUGUGAUUAUGCCAGCUAACACCCUGUAAAAAUAAGAGAAUGGAAAUAUCUGCAUACUCCCCCGACUGCCUCCCAGCUUUCCCUGAGCUCGACGCACUUCAUCCUCCCAAACAGCAGGAGGCUCUCUCCCCGGAUGAGCCGCUUCCCUCUCCUCUGAUCAUGCAGGACUGCAGCCCUGGGGCGAUGUCCCCUGAGGACAGAGAGACACUGGAACCCUUCCCCCCUCACCCAGCUUUCCUCCUGGGGGAACCAGAUGAAGACCCAAGCUUGGACAGCCCUGACCCGGAAGAGAUCCUCGCUCUGGGGCUCCAGAACUCCUGCCCCAGCCCGCCAGGGCCCCUCUCAUUAGGGGUGCAGGAAGGCAGCACGGUCCCUGCUGGGAUUCUAGGCUUUGGCAUCCCGUGUUUCAGUCCCAGGGCUCUGGAAGCUGCCAUGUCCUUGGAUGGUGACCGGGACCCCAGUUUUGAUGACGAAUUGGAUCUCCAGCAGUUUCACAACGGCCAGGGGGGCGUGGCAGACUCUGUGGACAGCGAGGGCAACCCCAGAAGGGCGCGGAAGUACCCGUGCAGGGUGUGUGGGAAGCGCUUUCGCUUCAACAGCAUCCUCUCGCUGCACAUGCGCAUCCACACAGGAGAGAAGCCCUUUGUUUGCCCCUAUUGCGGCCACCGAGCGGCCCAGAAGGGCAACCUGAAGAUCCAUUUAAGGACCCACAGACCCGACACUGGGGAUGACGUGCCAGGGGACCCAGGAAUGAAAGCGAACGAUGGAAGCCCAAUCCUCGUGGAGUUGGUAGAACGAGCCAGCCAGAGAGGACAGAGUCUUACCAAAGCUAUUGAAACUCCUCCCCCAGUGCCUCCGGCUGUUCUAUCUCCUCCCUCUCCCUCUCCCUCUCCCCUCACUCUGUCCGGCUUCCGCUGCACGUCCUGCAAGGGGAAGUUCCGUACGGCUGCAGAGCUAGCACGCCACGUGAGGAUCCUCCACAACCCGUACAAGUGCAGCCUCUGCUUCUUCUCCGCCGCCUUGGAGGAAGACCUGGUGGCGCACGUGGCAGGAGAACAUCUCGCCGGAUUAGCAGAACCAGCAGCCGUCGAGACGCCCAUGAUCGCCUCCGCUCCACAGCCACCACUGCCCCCUCCCCUGGCCGCGUUGCCUCCUGCUUUCAAAUGCGAGGUGUGCGGCCAGGCCUUCACCCAGUCCUGGUUUCUGAAGGGACACAUGCGGAAGCACAAGGAUUCCUUGGAUCACAAAUGCCAAGUCUGCGGAAGAGGCUUCAAGGAGCCCUGGUUUUUGAAGAACCACAUGAAGGUCCACCUCAACAAGCUGGGACUCAAAGGGAACGUGACUGGCGGCGGGAAUCAAGGAAAAGGAGACUCCAGCAAGGCAGCCCGGCGGCUCACAGGAGAGCAGGCCUAUGGAGCCCUGUAUAAGGGGCUGCUGUUGGCUGGAGGAAGAGGCAACCAAGAAAGGGAGGCUCUGAGCAAGCUCCUAGCACCAGGGCCCAGCGGUGGAGAAGCUGGGAAAAGCCCCCUUCUGGGUUACCUCAAUCUCGCCCAGCCGUCGGAGGGUGGCAGCUGCGUGGAACGUCUCCAAGCAGCUGCCCAGGUGGCGGAGAUGGGCGGUGGAAGCCACGCAGUGUGGCAGCUGGUGGCCCGGAGCUUAGCAGCAGCUCAGCAGCAGAAGAACAGCUCAGUGGCAGGAGAAGCGGAGCAGGUCAGGGCCUACCUUGGGGGUCUCUUGGGAGGGGAGUCUUCAGCCCAGCCCCCCUGGGAAUGCCCGGAUUGCGGGAAGCUCUUCAGGACACUGCAACAGAUCGUGGCCCAUGCCAGGGUGCACGCCCGGAGGCCACAGAACGGGGGUGAGGGUGCAGCACAGAGGGACAGAGAGGAGUGGGCUCGCACAGGAUUAGCUUUCGGGUCCCUGGCUGCUCUCAAAGCCAGUGCCCAGGGUUCGAGUCAAGCUGGAGGGAAUCUUAGAGCAGCAGGAGGAGAAGGAGCAGGUAGCUAUCACCCACCACUGUCUGUGUUUCAAGGAGAGAAUGGACUCCAAGACAGAGGCUCCAGCCCCGGCCCAGCGCAGGGAGAGAGAAUCAGAGGGGGUGCUGGGAAGGACUGUCCCUACUGCGGAAAGACCUUCCGAUCCUCCCACCACCUCAAAGUGCACCUCAGAGUCCACACAGGGGAAAGACCUUACAAGUGCCCACAUUGUGACUAUGCUGGCACCCAGUCUGGGUCCCUCAAGUACCAUCUCCAGCGGCACCACCGUGAACAGCGCAAUGCUUCCGCAGAGGGGCACGCCUCGGCUCGGGACCUGGGCACCAAGAGGUCCACCUUUGGACGGGCAGAUUUCAGGAGCCGAGGCCUAAGUGUGUCAUCUGCUGCCAAUUUCUCUGGAAAGACCAUGUCUCCACAGUGGCCAGGGAAGCCCUCACCUCAGAGGACAACCUCUACACAACCUGAAGACAAGCAGACUGGCCUGGCAGAAUUCAACAAGGUGUUCCAGAGCCUUUCUGAACACGAGGGGGGUUUUCAAGGUUUCCAGGAUCUCCAGCCAUUCCGGAAUCACUCAAGAGAAGACCCACAGGGGGGAUCCAAAAGGGCCAAGCUUGUCCCUCGACCCCAAGUGUCCAGGAGGAAACCACGGACUACCAACAAGAUCCCGGCGGUCACAACCAACGGCAGGGCUGAAUUCGAGCCCUUGGACUUGUCCCGAAGGCCUUCACAGGAAACCCCAGAUGACGUGACCCUCCAUCACUGCCUCUUUUGUCCCUUUACCACUUCUUCUGUUGAGCUGAUGGCAAUGCACCUUCAAGUCAACCACACUAGCAAGUCGAGGAGGAAAGAGAGGGAGAGGAACCUGGAAAGGAGCCGGGCCCGUGACCAGCAGACAUCCUGGGCUGGUUAUGGCUUGUCCCUGCUAGCAGCACAUGGGUGGAAGCCCGACAGGGAAAGAGAAGAGCAGCCGGACAACUCUUCAACUUCAGAGAUGGAUGUCAGCCAAGGCUCUUCUUGCUUGAGGGAUGUCGGUCAAGCGAAUAGGAUGUUGAGGGAGUUCCCUUUGGAGGCAUCUCCUGGGGAUUCCACAGUGGAGGACCUGGAGUUUGGAGGUCUACCAAGAGAAGAAUCAGAAGGAGAAGAGGAGGAGGGAGAAGACUUUGAAGGAGAAGCAGGGCAGGGAAGUAUUGAAAAUGAUGGAGGACUCGGCAAAGUUCAAGCGGACAACACUGUUGAGUUUGAGGAGGAAGGAGAAAGUACUGAAGACACAGAAGGGGAUAUAGGAGAGCUAGAAAUGGAUGAGGAAGAAGAAGACACACACAGAAAGAAAAAGCAAGAAGACAAAGCAGAUGAUCACAGCUCAAGUGUGUCUCCUGAAAGGAUUGACAGAGAAGAAGCAAGACGAAGACCCACACUGAAAUAUGAAGAAGGCCUUCUAGACCAAAAUGAUCUGGAAGAUAAGGAAGACCUGGAAGGAUCACCAAGACUGGAGACCCAAACAACCGACCACCCCACCAUGAUGGUGGAGGAAGCAGGCAUCCAAAACAACCAACCUGGUAGCCUUAGCUCUUAACCUGGAGGAACCUUUCCUGAACAAGGCAAAGGAUCCCUUGUUCUUCUACAACAGUUUGUGAUGGCCUCCUGUAGCCUUUGCUAGACCUUUGUCUGUGUUUCAUAAAACUAUGUGAGAAGAAAGACCUAAAACCACAUUUUUUGUAGCAUAGAUUUUUGUGGUCUAACUUGAAGCCGAAGAGUAAGCCUUGAAAACAGUAUUAAAGACUUUCUGAAAAUUUCCAGAACCUCAGAGGUAACACGAGAUGGAUAUCAUCUUGCAUAAAGCUAAGUUAUUUUGCUUUGGAUAACAUCAGAAAUGCAGAACAGUGUUCCUCAGAUCUUUUUUUUGAGCUAUCAGUAUUGUUAGUGGUUCACCCGUAAAAUAUUCAGUAAUACUGAACUGAAACUGUGUUUUGGAAAAGAGAAGGAUGGGUUCUGGAACCACUGUUCUCUGAGCUAAGGAAAGCAAGCUGUUGUUCUUUCUGGGUUUGUAGAAUUUUGAAUGUUUCUCAAGGUUUUCUCAUUAUACUGUUGAGCACACCAAACUGUCUUUUGUCGUUCACACCAAGUGCCAGUAUUAGGAGUAAAAAAAAAAAAAAAAAAUAGGAAAAAAAAAAA
Acipenser ruthenus (sterlet) is the source of this 4625-nucleotide messenger RNA. RefSeq names its product zinc finger protein 536-like. Gene Ontology annotation, cellular component: nucleus. Bases 502 to 4026 code for a protein of 1174 amino acids. Gene Ontology annotation, biological process: regulation of DNA-templated transcription. Gene Ontology annotation, molecular function: DNA-binding transcription factor activity, RNA polymerase II-specific; RNA polymerase II cis-regulatory region sequence-specific DNA binding. The record is from RefSeq and is a predicted model, not a curated record. The transcript has 6 exons. Lineage: Eukaryota; Metazoa; Chordata; Actinopteri; Acipenseriformes; Acipenseridae.